This is a messenger RNA of Closterium sp. NIES-65, 1239 nucleotides long. Lineage: Eukaryota; Viridiplantae; Streptophyta; Zygnematophyceae; Desmidiales; Closteriaceae. The record is from the annotation of a GenBank genome assembly.
AUGCAGGCCAACCUUGUAGACUGUGAAGUCUACGUCUGCAUCUAUGCUAAGGAGCUGGUUGCGAGCGGCUUCGCAAAUCUGGACGAUGGGCUGCCCGCAUUGCCCUAUGGUGCUGGCCUCUGCCAAAGGGGGAUGCGUGGGGAUAUUGUCAAACACGCACUCAAGCGGUUACUCCCAACCCUGAAGCGGGCUGGAAUUUCGGUGCCACACCAGGAUCCGCUGUUGAGCAAGCGCGUGAAUAACUCGGUGUCGCCGGAGAUUGCCGAACUCGAUGCGAAGCUGCGCGAUGCUGUCGGCGACAUCUACAACGUCACGUGCUGCAUGGGGUAUUGUGAGAAGGACAUUCAGAAACUUGAGUUCCUUGUUGAGUCUCUCACCAACGAACUGUCGACCACCCGCAAUGAUCUUGCCGCGAUGCAGGCACAAUUUGCAGCCUCACCACCACCGGCGCAGCUGCAGACUGUUGGUGCAAUGGGUGGAGCCAGCGCGAGACCCGUCGACCCCUCUACCCACGAUGACCUUGAUACGACCGCGCACAUUGAGCAGCAGGGGGAUUCGCACCAGAUACAUGCUGCCCUCGGAGUUGUCAACGGGCUACUGCUGGGGCCGACCGGCGAUGCCUCAACUCCGACUCGUCAUGGUGCGCGUGCGGGUGCACCUUCGGAGGAUCAAUAUGGGUCGAAGAUUGUUCCUGAGCCCGGGUCAUCAAGGACGCUUAUUCUCGGCAACUUCACUGACCAGCAGCAAGCGGCCCGCGCGUUUGCUGCAGCUGCAGCCGUGAUGAGGCGGAGUAAGCCACCCAGGGGUCAUGUGUGGCAGCUCACCGGAGAGGAGAUGAACCUGCUGGAUGGCUUUACACACGACAUCGACCGGCAGCUGACUACCGCACGCGUUUGGGGAUGGUGGGAAAGGUGGCGUGUGGAGCUUGCGUCCCUCGGUGGUGCUAAUCCCGCCCCGGCACCCCCUGCGAUUGUGGCUGCAGCGCCAACCCCACCCGGAGCUGCUCCAAUCCCACUUGCCCCGGCAAAUGCAGGCACCGCCCCUCGUGUCAUGGCUCUUGCACCUGCACAGCCAACCCCCCCUCUUGGAGCUACUGCUGUGCUUGUCAGGCCAACUCCUAUGCCUGUGGGGCUUACUCCCGGGCCACCAGCCCCAUCUACGCUUGCCACAAUGACCAAUCCCCCUGUGCAGGCUGAUGUAGUGGCGCGCUACAACGUGACAACCCAGGAGCCAGUUUGA